Solanum tuberosum (potato) is the source of this 1949-nucleotide messenger RNA. Its product is annotated as U1 small nuclear ribonucleoprotein 70 kDa. The transcript is spliced from 11 exons. Bases 185 to 1612 code for a protein of 475 amino acids. The record is from RefSeq and is a predicted model, not a curated record. Gene Ontology annotation, biological process: mRNA splicing, via spliceosome. Gene Ontology annotation, molecular function: mRNA binding; U1 snRNA binding. Gene Ontology annotation, cellular component: precatalytic spliceosome; U1 snRNP; U2-type prespliceosome. NCBI's taxonomy places the organism in Eukaryota, Viridiplantae, Streptophyta, Magnoliopsida, Solanales, Solanaceae.
AUGGAGUGAGAUCUCUGAUGGAGUCUUUAUAUGAGCCGCUUCUCUUCGCCGGAUAAACCCUUGUUUCUAUUUUGGUUUUCGUGCCGCUCUCAGCUAUCUUCUCCAUCUCUCCAAUCGUCCGAUUAACGUAACUCCACUUCUUGUGGCGGCGAUUCGCAUCUAGCAAAAACCCUAGUCGGCUUCAAUGGGAGACUUCAACGAUGCCUUCAUGCGGAACAACCCUAACGUUCAGGCCCGUGCAAAGGCCCAGAAUCGCGCUAAUGUCAUGCAACUCAAGCUGAUUGGUCAAAGUCAUCCAACUGGGUUGACUGCUAAUCUUCUGAAGCUGUUUGAGCCCCGCCCACCUUUGGAGUACAAACCACCCCCCGAGAAGAGAAAAUGCCCUUCAUAUACUGGGAUGGCACAAUUUGUUAGUAACUUCGCUCAACCUGGUGAUCCAGAAUAUGCUCCACCAAUCCCUGAGGUUGAAACCCCGACUGAACGAAGAGCUAGGAUCCACAAGUUACGGCUGGAGGAGGGUGCUAAAAAGGCUGCUGAGGAGCUUGAAAAAUAUGAUCCUAGCAGCGACCCAAAUGUUACCGGAGAUCCAUACAAGACACUCUUUGUUGCACGACUUAAUUAUGAAACAACAGAAAGCAGAGUCAAACGCGAAUUCGAGGCUUAUGGUCCAAUCAAGCGGGUUCGCUUGGUUAUGGACAAGACAAACAAUAAACCCAGGGGUUAUGCUUUCAUUGAGUUUGUGCAUACACGGGAUAUGAAAGCUGCAUAUAAACAAGCUGAUGGAAAGAAGAUUGAUAAUAGAAGAGUGCUGGUUGAUGUUGAACGUGGUAGAACAGUCCCCAAUUGGCGUCCCCGCAGACUUGGCGGUGGACUUGGAACAACAAGAGUUGGAAAUGAAGAUGCUAAUAGAGAGGUGGUUCAGCCGGGAAGGGCAGCAUCUCGCUCUGAGGAGCCAAGAGCACGAGAUGACAGGGACAGCAGGGAUCGGGAGAAGUCCCGUGAAAGGGUGCGAGAUAAGGACAGAGAGAAAUCUCGUGAGCGUUCUCAUGACAGACCAAGGGAACGUGAAAGAGAUGACAAACAUCAUAGGGAACGCGAAAGAACCAGAGAAAGAGAAAAAGAUCGCGGUCGUGACCGUGAUCGCGAACGUGAUAGGACACGUGACCGUGAGCGAGGCAAAGACAAAGACCGGGAUGGUCACCGUGAGCGAGAUCGCCACCGCGAGAAGGACAGGGAAAAAGGUAAGGAUGAAGGUGAGGUUGACCAGGGUCGUGAGCGUUCUCGUGAUAGAGAAUAUGAUUAUGAGCAUGUUGAAUCAAAACACGAGCGGGGACGACACGGUGACAAAGAAAGGAAUUAUGAUCCUGCCGAACCUGAAGAUGAUCAUGGACAUUAUGACUAUUAUGAUCACCACCAAGGUCGAGGAGACUAUGAGAAUCCAGAUGCACAAGGUGGUGAUGAUCGCUAUAAAGAUGCCAGUCGUGGUCAUGAUCGUUAUGAUCAAAUGGAAGAGGAUAAUUAUGCCUAUGACCACGGGGCAUCUGAGGCAAAAGAAAGGGACCAGGAUUACAAGCGUUCAGAUAGGUCACAUUCUCGUGAAUAUGACUACUGACGAUGAAGAGUAUGCUUCAGCUUGUGUUGCUGUGGAAGACAUGGCCUACUGAUACCUCAAUGAAAAUGCAACUAUCUGUUGGAAUACCUGCUUGACUAGUGCGGGAAUGGAAACACUAAGAUGAUGGUGCGACGCAUCGGCCCAUGUUUUAAAUUUUGUAUCUGCUUUUGGAAUUGUUUGGUAAAUUACUUGCGGAGUUCUUAUGUGAACUUGUUAAAUGUGAAUUUAUUCGGGAUUUGUGUGCGCUUUUGUGUUUGUUACGAGUACUUGUAUGUUGAACAGACUAUUCGCUCAUGUUAUGGUAUUUUGGUUCUUUAUUAGCAUAUUUGUUUUUGGA